AUGAUUAAGUCUCAAAAAAAUGUGAAACAACAAAGUUUGACGCAAAAAAGAAUUUUUACAUCUUUAGCUUUCAAUGAACCUAUGAUACAAUUCUCAUGGACAACGAUGUUAUAUUUAUUUUUUGGAGUUCCAUUAGGAGUUUACCUUUACAAGUGUACCGCAUUGGUGUUAUUCCAAAAUAAAUUGAUAUACAUGCCAUAUUUACCUUGGGAUGGACGCAAACUUGCGUUUGAUGAGUCAUUGGUUGAUAAAAGGUUAGUAAGUAAACAAGUAAAAGUUAAAACCAGUGACAUGCACGAGCUAGUUGGAAUUAUUUUAAGGGCAAAGGCAACGUCGAUAAAAGAUGAUGUGCGAGACGGUAGCAAUGCUCCCGUGAUGAUUUAUCUUCAAGGCAACGCUGGUAAUACACUACUUCGAUUACCACUCUUCUCUCGUCUUUUAUUACCUCCAAAAAAUUCAAUUCCAAACUUACAUGUUGUCGCUAUAAGUUAUAGAGGUUAUUGGCUUUCAACUGGAUCACCUUCUGAAUACGGACUUAAGAAGGAUGCAAUAGCAAUUUAUGAAUAUGUGAGAGAGCUCUUCCCCAAAAAUCCUCUUUAUGUUUACGGACACUCUUUGGGAGGUGCUGUUGCACUCUAUUUAGCUUCCCAGCAAAAUAUUCAAAAAGAUCUAAAAGGAAUUAUAAUUGAGAAUACUUUUACUUCCAUAAAGGACAUGGUUCUUAGCAUUUAUCCUCAAAAGUGGUUACCAUAUAAAUAUCUUGUACGCCUACCAUUUAUACUUUGGAAUAAAUGGGACAAUUCACGUACAAUUCAGGGAAUUACCACUCCAAUAUUAUUCUUAUCAUCAUAUAACGAUGAGAUUGUUCCUCGGAAACAAAUGUUGGAAUUAUUCAGAUUGGCUGAGAAAUCUAAAAAGAAAGUAUGGAUAAAUUUUGACAAAGCAUUGCAUAUGGAUACAUACAUUCAUAGAGGAUACGUAAAAGAAAUCAACCAAUUUAUAGAGGAAACGAAAUAG
Molecule: messenger RNA, 1017 nt
Organism: Funneliformis caledonium
Lineage: Eukaryota; Fungi; Glomeromycota; Glomeromycetes; Glomerales; Glomeraceae
Source: the annotation of a GenBank genome assembly